CCUUGAUUUUUGUAUGCAAAAAUCAUCCUCUCGACUACCGCUCUUAACAAAACCAGAGGACAGAGCUUGUACUCCCAAGUCGUCUAAUGCUUUCCUCGGGGACGACCUGGCGGACAACACCCCACCCCAUCUGCUCUGCGAUUUCUGAUUCACUGAUGUCUAUCAUUGCAACCUUUACCUACCUAGUUCUUCUCUCACCAUUAUCUCACAACGGAGAGCCUCGAAGCAGGUGGUUACGAUAUCCCUUGGAACAGGAAGUAGCUGAUCAUGCGUUUGCGACGUUACCAGGAAUUCAGAGUGAAAGGGUGAAACACGGGUAACCUUAUUGUUCCUCUGCUUUACUCCGUGCCCGGCCCGGGGGACGGGACCGUCGCACAGGGCUCAUGUUGUCGACAUCUGGGACUGGCAUCCUAUUACAGUAGUCAGAUAGCAGCUGCAGGCUGGUUUAUAUGGUCGAG
Messenger RNA from Canariomyces notabilis, 458 nucleotides. RefSeq lists its product as uncharacterized. The transcript has a single exon. Lineage: Eukaryota; Fungi; Ascomycota; Sordariomycetes; Sordariales; Chaetomiaceae. Bases 87 to 320 code for a protein of 77 amino acids. The record is from RefSeq and is a predicted model, not a curated record.